AGGCGGCAGCAGCAGAGUCGGAGACUGUUGGAGCUGAGUCGGAGAAGGACCGGCUGAACAGAGAGCAGUCGAGCCGGUGAAAAGAGGGACCGAGCGGGCGGCUGUCUGUGUGCGCGUGCGUGUGUCCCGGGCCGGAUGGGAGCGGCGGCUCCAUGGCGCAGCCGGGCUGUGUGAGGUCGAGAGGCCGAGUGUCGGCGGAGAAGCUGCGCUCCUGGUGGGAAGUGCCGGCCAUCGCUCACUUCUGCUCCCUGUUCCGGGCUGCCUUCUCGUUGCCCGACUUCGAGAUCGAGGAAUUUGAAGAUGCAUUGCUGGUCAGUAACUGGGAUUUCUUGGAGGACCUAGUUUCCAAGCUGCUUCGAGGAUGUUACCAACGCAAAGAUAUUAGCAUAGAGAAUUUCCACGUGUACCUUGAAGACAUCAUACGGCAUAGAUGGGAAAUUGAAGAGGGGAAGGAAAACCCAUUGCAGGGAAUCCAUUUUAGGGCACUUUCUUCCCGAGUAAUUAUAGAAAUUUUGCACAAACUUUGUGAUUAUCGUCUGGAUGCAACAGAUGUGUUUGACCUACUAAAGGGUCUUGAGGCAGACAGCUUAAGAGUAGAGCCCCUCGGCGAGGACAGUGUUGGAGCACGAUACUGGUAUUUUUAUGGCACCAGACUGUACAAAGAACUCCCUCCACCAAAACUACCCAAGGAAACAUCAAAAUCUAAAGCACCAAAGAAUGAUAAUAAGAGAGGAAAAAAUUCUCGAGUCGUGCAUAAAAAUAUUACAACAAAGAGCAAAGAUGAAAAGCAGAAAAAGUGGAAACUUCGUUAUAAUUUAUGUAAAACAAGUGAUAAGUUUGGGAGAGUUGAAAAGGAAAGUGGGAUCAUGGAUGGAACAUCUGAUGAAGAAAGUAAUAUGCAGAAGGAAAACGAUGCUGAUUCUUCAAUGACAAUGCACCUAGAAGAGUGGAAUACUUGGUCUCUUGUGUGUCACACUUUGGAAGAGUGGCAGCAUCUAGCUGAUGGUUUUAAAGAAAGCCAGUGUUCAAAAGAACGGAAGCUAUACAAAAUUUUAGCUGAGAAUUUUAUUCCUGAAAUCAGCAAUCUGAUUAUACAGAAGGAGAAGCAGUUACAGAAGAAAUACGCAGAAAUUGUUCCUCGCAGAGCUUCUGAUCGUCUCCUUGUGAAACGCACUCAGCAGGAAGAACUUCAGAGACAAACCCUACUUGGUCGGCUGGGUGAAAAGGGUGUGAAAGAUGGGUUCUACCUUGCAGCACAAAGGCUGUAUACACCCCAAGAAAUUAAGCGUAUUGAGGAAGAAGGAAAAAUUCUUGCCCAACAAGAACGGGCAAGACGUCGUCAAUUACGAGAAGAGAGACAAAUGUCCUAUGUGAAAAGUACCCUGAAGAGAAAAUGUAAUUCUAAAGCACCUUCUCCGGCUAAACAUGAGGAACCUGUUAAGAAAAGGCCUGAAUUGCAUUAUACAGACGAUGAAGAAUAUGUUUCAAUGUACAAAGUGCUGGAUAAUGUAAAAGGUCACAAAGAUUCCUGGCCUUUUAAUGAACCAGUGGAUGAAUCCUAUGCACCUGGUUACCACAAAAUUAUUGAGGAACCGAUGGAUCUCUCAACUAUUGAAAAUAAGCUAAGCAAAAAGAAGUACAGCAGUAAAUGGGCCUUUGAAUCAGAUUUUAGGCUUAUGUUUGACAACUGUGAACAAUACAAUGGGAAAGGAAAUGAAUACACCCAAAUGGCGCGAGCUGUAGAACGGUGCUUCAACAAAGCAAUGGCCAAGUACUUUCCAAAGGAUGAAGUGGAUAGUGAUGAUGACUUCCAAGCUAAAACGAUGUGGGAGAAGAAAGACAAGCACAAAAGCAAGCUCAAUCACCUGGCGAAUGAUGAAACUGAGAUACUUACCGAAACAACUGAUGUCUCUGGAACGCCAAAAGUCAAUGGUGUUGUAAACAGCCAUCCAGCCACUGAUGUCGCACACAUUAUUGCUGAUUACAGCAAGAAGGAAGAUGCUGAACAACAGCUUUGCAACAAGCUACCUUUGCCAAGUCAAAUGCAAAUUAUAGAAGAGAAGCAAACUUCAGCCAGCAGCCCACUCCCAGGUUCUGAUGUCAUUCAUCAGUCUCCGAUUCCUAGGGUACCAGAACGAAUUGUUAUGGAACCAAUACGGAAGCGAUUUCAGCAGCAAUAUCGGAUGCAGCAACAAAUGUUGGUGAAUGGACCAGUGACACCUGCUUCAGCUGGAUCUGGUUCUACAAAAUUACAAACAGUUAGUCUUUCAUCUGAUGGUCAUGGGGAUGCAACUCCUCAUACUGGUAUGCCAACUGACCCUGUUGGUGUCCAAGCACCAAAACAUUCCCCUGUCUGUAAACCAAAUAGAUCUACAAAUCUGGGCCUUCCACAGACUGAAACAAAAACACUCAGUUCCCACUCAGCCACUGUUGUUCCAAUGACACAUGGAAGCAGAGAAGCAAUUGCACAGCCAAAUAAAUCAAGUGGUGAUUGUCAUGUGGCAGAUUUGAAUCAUACUAAAGGAGCAGAAUGGCCUGGAUACUUGAACCAUUCCAGUCUUCAUCCUCAAGAUAGAUUGCCAGAAGGACAGCCUAAUCCUGUGUCAGUGGAGAACGUAAGUCCUGUUAUGCAGACUCCUCUGACGGCAACAAACAAUUCAGUGAUUGAAACUAGAAGUCCUGUUAAAAAUGAAACUUUACCCAACACAUGUGGAAUUUCUGUGCAAAACAGUGAACUACAUCCAAGUCAGCCUAAUGUGCAAAUGUCAGAUUUUAACCUGGAUAAAUAUCUAAAAAAUCCUCUUGGUCAAACUUCUCAAAGAGCACUUGUUAAAGGUGCACAUCUAGACCAAACUGCCAACAGUGAUUUGUUUUCUACAGAUCAGCAUCAUUUGGUGAACAGAGAGCCUAUUUCUAAUAAAGUAACCCCUCUAAAUGCCUCAGCAGCUAAUCUACUUCAGCAAGACACUACAGGAAAGAGCACAGAAUCAGAGAGACUUGGUGGAAUUUUAGCACUUAAGAAACAGAAAUUAUUUCAAAGCAAUGAAAUUGGAGAAAAAGACUCUGAAGGAUGCAAAUUAAGGGAGGGGCAAAAUUUGUCAAAUAGUUUAACCACUAGUGAAAAGCAGAGCAUGAGAAAUCCCAAAUCGACAGAAAAUCUGAGACUAAAAUUAACAAACUCAGAAACACAUUCAAAUCUGACUAAUUGUAGUGGAGGAACUAUUGGCAAUGUUCAACAUAGAAACCCUGCAGUGCUUGUUGCUCAUCCUGACACAAGGCAUCAAUUUGGACCAGUGCCAGCUUACAUGCACUAUGUGGGAUGUAAUUCCGAGAACCUGGCCUCAGCUCAUUCCUUUGUCCAGCAUGCUCCUCAUCUUAUGGUGGUUCAUCCACUGCAAGGCCAGAGCUCUCAUUUGUACCAGCAUCCGAUGGAGCAGCAACUCUCCUCUCACUUGAACAACAUUGGCUAUCAUGCGCAGCAACCGAUUCAGACCGCUGUAAUGCCUGAUCGGAGUUACCUUGCAGGGCAACCUGGUUUAUACAACCAGUCACCACUCUUAUUCUUAAGAGAGGGCAGUGGGCAGUCACAAGCAAUUCUGAGGGAAAGAACUGACAUAUAUUCUGAGCACCGAAUACCAGAAAGAGAUGAAUGCGACCCUGUGCAUGAAGCUUCAAUACAAAAGCAGAAAAAUGAAGCAUCAGAGAGAAAUGUUGUGGCUUCCAAGAUUGAAAGCAAUGGGGAAGUUAGUACACAUGGUAGACUGCAAGACUAUUUAGAUUUUGAAGGCCAAACUGUAACUAAAAGGCAAAAGGUUAUUCAUUCAGUUUCUGCAGCUUAUAAUACUAGUCAAAUAUCCAGUGGAAUUUAUUCAAAUGAAAUUCCACACCCUGCACUUUAUGCUCAUGCACCAUCUCAUAAUGUACAGAGACUGCCUUAUGGCCAGACAUAUAAUCCACAAUUACUGCGUGUACGUUCAGUAAUAACAUCAACAUCCAACCAUGUGAUACCCCAUCAAGUGAUGAAUCAAGGUCCUUUUGGAAUGCAAUUACUUAGUCAUUCAGACAUGAAACCAAGCCCUUACCCUGGAACUGUAAUUGUACAAAGACCACCAUUCAAUACGAGUGGAGAUCUCUACAUGAUAAGAAACCUGCUGCCUGAUUAUCCAGUUCUCAAACAUAUGGGGAGAAGGGAUCCUGAUACAAUGCCACAACCUCAAGAUAAGACAACACCCACCCCUUGUAUGAACCAGCCCUGAACAAACACUUUGACGCAGCAAGUGAAUGUGGCUCAGGAAACUCAUUUUAAGCACUGAAAAUACUGUUGUAGUAUUACAGCUGACUUAACUGUGAAUUGUAGCCAAGGACCAUUUCUGUAGUUGAAGCUUAAACUCAGGUUUAUAUAAUGUGAAUAGAGAAUUUUCCAUAAUAAGAAUUUGAAAUAAAGUUGUUUGUUACACAUUUAUUUUGACCUGAAAAUGUUUUGUAAACUGCCUUAAAAAGUAUGUAAAUUGUAUAUAAAGUUUGCAUCACCUUGCUUUCAAAUUUGAGAAAAUCAUAACAGAAAAGAAAAUAAGUUUUAAUUUAUUAAUUGUAUAUGCUGUUCAUUCCAACGAUUAUAGGUAUCAUUGCCACUAGAAAGCAAAAUGAGGAUAAAGGUGUGUUUGAACACUUCGUGACAUUGGCAAACAGCUGCUAAACUGUGACAUUAGGUUUUUUUCUUGCGUUUACUUUUUAAGUAUAUGGAUUCAAAAAUGGUUUACAAUUAGUGUUGUACUCAAUGUACUUUAUUACCUUGUAAGCUGUGAAGCUGCAUUUGGAAUGCUUUUUGCAGAACAGACCUUUUGAAAAGGUGGCCUUUCAUUCUCAAUUUGCCUAGCUAGGAAUAUUAAUUAAUUGUAGGGGUAUAUGAAUUCUAUUUUGUUAUUUAUAUAUUAAAUGUUUUAAAAAAUCUGAGGAAUACACACGGCUAAUGUAAAAAAAGAAUGUUUUUGCAAAUUUUAGAGUACUGCUGUCUGUCUGUCUACCAGCUGCAUUGUUUAUAUAGCUCUUCUCAGGAAUAAAUAAAACUAUUUGUGUA
Molecule: messenger RNA, 5077 nt
Organism: Chiloscyllium plagiosum (whitespotted bambooshark)
Lineage: Eukaryota; Metazoa; Chordata; Chondrichthyes; Orectolobiformes; Hemiscylliidae
Product: chromatin remodeling regulator CECR2-like
Biological process (GO): chromatin remodeling; single fertilization
Cellular component (GO): CERF complex
Molecular function (GO): protein binding
Source: RefSeq, a predicted model, not a curated record